GGGGGCGUCGGGGCGGGGCGGCCUGGGCCGCAGAGUCGAGGCGCGAGCGGGACUCACAACGCGGAGCGUAGGGCCGGCAGCCAUGGCGGUCGAAGGAGGAAUGAAGUGCAUCAAGUUCUUGCUCUACGUCCUUCUGUUGGCCUUCUGCGCCUGUGCAGUGGGACUGAUCGCUGUGGGUAUAUGGGCCCAGUUCAUUCUGAGUCAGACCAUUAUCCAGGGGGCCACCCCUGGCUCCCUGUUUCCUGUGGUCAUAAUUGCGGUGGGUGCCUUUCUCUUCCUGGUGGCCUUUGUGGGCUGCUGCGGGGCUUGCAAGGAGAACUCCUGCCUUAUGAUCACGUUUGCCAUCUUCCUGUCUCUUAUCGUGCUGGUGGAGGUGGCCACAGCCAUUGCUGGCUAUGUGUACAGAGACAAGGUGAUGUUAGAAUUUAAUAAGGACUUCUGGCAGCAGAUGCAGAAUUACAGGAAAAAUAACCGCACAGCUUUUAUCCUGGACAAGAUGCAGAAAGAUUUUAAGUGCUGCGGGGCGGCUAACUACACAGACUGGGAGACCAUCCCACUCAUGCCCAAGGGCCAGGUCCCUGACUCCUGCUGCAUCAAUGUCACACAGGGCUGUGGGACUCAUUUUAAGGUGAAGGAGAUCCACACCAAGGGCUGUGUGGAGAAGAUUGGGGGCUGGCUGAGAAGCAAUGUGCUGGUGGUGGCUGGUGCAGCGCUGGGCAUUGCCUUUGUGGAGGUACUGGGAGUUGUCUUCACCUGCUGCGUUGUGAAGAGUAUCCGAAGUGGCUAUGAGGUGAUGUAGGGGGUCCGGUCUUUUCAGCCCCCUCAUCUAGGGCAGUGGGGUUUUACACUCCAGGUUUUUCAAUUAAAUGAAUUAUUUUUUCAGACUGAUAA
Manis javanica (Malayan pangolin) is the source of this 891-nucleotide messenger RNA. It is a transcript of the gene CD63, whose product is annotated as CD63 molecule. Gene Ontology annotation, biological process: regulation of vascular endothelial growth factor signaling pathway. NCBI's taxonomy places the organism in Eukaryota, Metazoa, Chordata, Mammalia, Pholidota, Manidae. The record is from RefSeq and is a predicted model, not a curated record. Gene Ontology annotation, cellular component: plasma membrane.